Pocillopora meandrina is the source of this 12071-nucleotide messenger RNA. The record is from the annotation of a GenBank genome assembly. Lineage: Eukaryota; Metazoa; Cnidaria; Anthozoa; Scleractinia; Pocilloporidae.
AACAGAAAAAUUAUAUUACUUAAAUUCCGGCCCGAAUUCUGCUGAAUUCAUUGCUUCUGAGGAGCCAAACAGAAACGAUGAGGUUCUCUUUUAAGGUUAAUUAUUACACAUUGGCUUAAAGCAAACGUUUGGUAUCUUAAUCAUAGUUAUAAUACUUUGAUGAAAGAGAGCAAUUUUAACUCGGCGGCAAUCAUAUGAUUGAGGACCGCAUUUCUUAUAUUUAUCAGCUCUAGUGUUACGUGUAUAUAUAUAUAUAUAUAUAUAACUAAUUUUUCAUACGACUUUUUGAUCACUGAACUGUUUUUUUAGAUAAAGGAGAAGUAACACACACUAACAGAUACUUGUUUGACAGAAGAUAUAUAUAAAACCGCAGCUACUUGAAGAUUACUAAGCCAAUUUGGUAAGGCUAUCCUCGCAAGUUAACUACACUAGAUAAGCAGAUCAAAGGUAUCAUUCCACAAAAGCUGAGAGAAGCUAAAAAACCUAAGAUAUUCUGAUACAACUUUUAAGUUGUACUUAACAUUUUUUUUUUGACAUUCCAACUAGCAUCCUGUCGAGCUGCUAUGAAGUUUUCUCGCGAAGUUUCAGGCGGGCCAUUAGUCAGUGCAUGACAUUUAUUAUAAAUUUUAUUUUUACUCAUUAGGUAGGUAUACAGUUUUUCAAAGUUAGCUGUAACUAGGCGGGAAUUAAACAUGUACUUAUGGUGUCUUACCCUCAAUAUUUGCAGAUUAAAUGCAAGUAAAAGGUAUGUUGUGGAUAUUCCAAAAUUUAAGAUUCCUCCUCUUCGCCUCUGCCAUGGAGUUUGUCACAGCUGACGAUCAAUGUAGGAACAAUGUAUACAUAGAAGGGAUGGCUCUCAGGUGUUCGGUCUUCAAAAGAUGGUCAGUAGCGGCUCCUCACCUCUGCGAUGUCAAAUGCGGACAAGAGAUCACAUGCCAAAGCUAUAACUACAAUCAAAAAUACCAAAUAUGUGAACUAAAUAACCGCACCAAGGAGGCGAGACCAGAGAAUUUCCUUUCAGCUCCCGCGUGGUUUUACAUCCGGCGAUUGAACGGCAGAGGUAAGAAAGUGAUUCUAAGUGAUUCGUAUUUCUUUAAAUCUUCUCCAUCCUCAGCCUGAUUCCUUCUCACCCGGAAGAACUAAGAAAAGGAAGUGAACGUAAAACAUAUCUUUACUUCAGCUCCAUUAGGUUCUAUCCCUGAAUUACCAGCGCUGUCUUGUCGGGAAAUAAAGGAUAGUGAAGGUAAACACACCAUAAGCGGCAAGUAUUGGCUCGAUCCAACUGGGAAAGGAAAGGCAAAACUGAUUUACUGUAAUAUGGUUAACGAAGGUAGGUCCUAUGAGUUUGAAUGAGUUAUUUUAUUUUGUAACGAGUUAUAGGUAUCAUGAAAUUAUUAUAAAUUAUACUAUUAUUGAUAUCAUCAUCGUAAUAUUUGGUUUGGAUCAGUUCUAUGGAGGAUGUCUCUCUCAAGUUGCUCUAACUUAGUCACUGCUUCUCUUUCCACAUUCUAGAUAUGGACGAAUGUAAAUUUAACAUCAGCGACUGCGACGUGAAUGCAAACUGUACUAACACGUAUGGUUCUUACAAAUGCACAUGUAAAGUGGGAUACACUGGCGAUGGACACUCAUGUUCAGGUAAUUUUGAAGAUUACCUUAUUAAUAUUUCUAAAUAAAACUAAUUUUUGUAAAUCGUCUGAUAAUUUAGAGCAGCGUUACCCAUGCACGCAUUUAUGCACAGAGUUACCAUGAUCUACAUCUUGCUUGUUUCAGAAUAGUCAGGUUGAUAAAUUCAACUAUUUGUGCUGAAAUUUAUGUAGCACUAAAAGAGAAACAUUUGUUUUAUAAUUUGUGAUGAUUAAAGGAAUUAACCGACUAUGAGUCAUAAAAACGAUAAGAUGCAAAAAAUGUAUCGAUGAUUUUUCAGAUAUUGACGAGUGUAAAGGAAAUCACUCUUGUCACAUGAAUGCUAUCUGCACGAACACAAAAGGAUCGUACGUUUGUACUUGUCACCGCGGAUAUACUGAAAAUGGACGCGGCUGCACAGGUAUUUGAUGCGUUUCUUUUGUAACCAUUUUCGUCAGAAAGAAAAGCACUAUCAUCGUUGUAAAACUUGUUUUGCCAUUAUACCUUGUAUUUAAAAGAGAUGAAUGUAGACCUGAAGACAAUAUUGAUGAUGACACAAUUGUUUUAAAUAAACAUUCAGGGGAAAAAAAUCUCUACUGGUAAAGGAAGACUUGAUGGAUGGGCUCACAGGACAGAACAAUGGAUUAAACUCGCGCAGAAUCAAGAAAAAAAUUUAGUGAGCGCUAAAGAGGUGUGCUUGCGUCUAGGACCCAAGAAAGCAAGAUUAAGGUUUCUAAGUUUAUGCUCGGCAACUUCUUCCCGAUUGCAUUUUUUUAAAUUUGUUUUAAAAAUUUUUGAGGAUCAAAGGAAUUAACCUUGAUGCAUUUCUUUUGAAACCAUUUACAUCAGAAAGAAAAGCACUAUCAUAUUUGCGAGGCUUGUUUUACAAGCAUACCUUGUAUUGAUCCUUUCACUCCUAAGAUCUCAUUAGUAAUUCUGUUUACAGUCUACCAUACAAUUCUUACGAUGUUAGUUCUAAGAAUUUGGUAUUGAAUCAGCUGAUAAUCCUCAAGCUGAUACUUUUUCUUAUUCUCGUCAUUUGUCUGUUUGAUAUUGUAAUGAUUUGGUAAGGAGAAAUUCUUUUUUGGUCAUUAAAGGAAGUUAGGUGGUUAAGUAAACAUUCAGUGUAAGUUAAAAAAUCUCCACUGGUAAAGGGAGACUUGAUAGACAGGCUUACAGGACAGAACAACAGAUUUAAACUUGGGGGAACCGAGAAAAACAUUUGGUGAGUGGUUGUGUGAAGCACUUGCGUCUGGAACCACAAGACAACAAGACUAGGGUUUCUUAUGUUAUGUUCGGCAACUUUUUUUUAAUUACAGUUCGUUUCUUUAGUUAUGUUUACGAUUUUACAGAUAUCAACGAGUGCAAAGGAAACCACUCUUGUCACGUGAAUGCUACAUGCAUGAACACCCUUGGAUCACAUGCCUGUCAAUGUCAUGCUGGAUAUACUGGAAAUGGACAAAACUGCUCAGGUGAAUUUAAUUUUCCGCUACAAUAUUUUUAAUAGUCCUGUAUGCCUUCCGGCUACAGCGCCGCACCAUUUAGCCGCGUUGCAAGACAAUAAGGUAAUUUAUUACUCAUUACUGGUUUUGAUUUAGGCAGCCAUUUCUCGUGUUAAAAACCUCUUAGGUAAUGUCCCUGACUUUUUAGUGAACAAUUUUGGUGACUGAUGCGUUUUUCUGCUUUAAAAUUAACCUUAUCACAAUGACUGACAGGAGCAUGAAAAUAAAAUCGCUCGUCUGGCUCUGAACCCUGUGCACAGGAUGGAUAUGUAAAUGAUUUUCCAAGGCGCUACGUUUUCGUUGACGAUCAAGAUAUAUUUGAGUGAAAAAGUUGAAAAUUAUUAUCAUCAGGUUUUAUAAAAUAGUCAAGAUACUACGAGCGCCCUGAUUGGUCAAAAAACAAUCGUUGAUUGCACCGGUAAACCUGUGGAAAAUUGAAGUUUAUAUAUGUUAUUAGAGUAACAGACCGCACUUUCUACCGGUUUACAAGCAUAGUAAACGUCUUCAGAUGUUGGGAAACCAUUCGAAAAAAAAUUAGAUCAAUCGCCUCCAGCUCGUUCUCACAAAAUCCAGCGUGGAUUAUAUCGCCAGUAAACUGAGAGAAAGAGCGAUAAAUAAAGGUUCUACAAGAACUGCGGUGCCGCGUCGAUGGGAGAGUGCAACAGGGUAAUUUAGUAUUAUCAAUUGAGUUUAUGAGGUAAAUUGGCCAAUGUAAAGGGUGUUACAGCGAAUGCUCGAAACGUCAGAUUUGAAACUCUUUACAGAGGCCAAUUUGCAUUAUCAACUCAGUUGAUAAGGUAAGCAAAAUAAUGGGGAAGGAAAAAAUCUAAAAGAAAUGGCAGGUUGAGUCCUGAAGGGAUUGUAUAUUUUUCUCUGACCUUAUCUGACCCUUUUCAUAGAACGAAAGGAAACCUUUAGGAGGUAGAGAGAAAUUACACACUCCUGGGAAAUAAUUGUGUUACUACCGAAUACCUCGGGGCUGGCAUCGUUGUUUGGGAGCUGAGAAUUAAAAAAUGUCUUAAACCUAUUUGGUAGCAUACAGUAGAGGUACAUACAACUCAGACUUAAAUGGGCGAAUAUUCAACUCAGUUGUUAACACUAAAUUACCUGCUAUAAUUAUCGAAACGUGGGUGAUGCCAGUAUUAAGAGUAAUUACGCUACACCGCAAUUUGGUCCAGUGUUUGGUGACGACCUAUCCCCCAAGGGAUAGUAUGUUUUGUGGGAGCAGCAGGAACAAGCUAGUUGUUUCAGAGCCGAUAGCUUGAUAAACUGAAAUAUUGGUGAUAAAAUAUACGUUUCAAAUAUCUAAUUCGUGGAACACAAAAAAGAGAAAAAAUUGUUUUAUUAUGUAUGAUUAUCAAAGUAAUCACUCGACUGAGAGUCCGCUCAUUUUUAAAGUGACCAACAUGAUAAAGUGCAAGUAUAUAUGUGGUUUCUCAGAUAUUGACGAAUGUAAAGGAAAUCACUCUUGUCACCUGAAUGCUACCUGCACGAACAUCAACGGAUCCUAUCUUUGUGAAUGCCACCUUGGAUUUAAUGGGAACGGUCAAAGCUGCACAGGUGAAUUUAAUCUCUUUGCUAUAAUAUUUAGAAUAUUCAUGCUCGAAUAUAACCUGAAGCUGCUGAGGUGGCCAUAUUAUUAGUUUCUCAUAUGUAGACGAUAUUGGUUGUGCCCUAAGUCUGCCUAGAGCUGUCUUUUAAUGCGUUGUCUGAAAAAGAAGGAGCUCAAAUUAAGCAGCAUUACCCAUACAUGCAUAUGCACGGAGUUGCCAUGAUCUACAUCCGGUUUGUUUCAAAGCCUUGAUGUUAGGAGAUAUCAAAAAAGAACAUCGGAGAAGAGAACAUAAUAUCUAGGUUGCACGUUUCAAAAAUCUAGUUCGUUAAAGACAAAAAAGAGAAAGCUUUUUCUUAUUAUUUGAAAUGGUUAAAGUAAUUACAAAUCGUUAGGUGACAAAAAUGAAGUGCAAAAUGCAUUUACGGUUUCUCAGAUAUUAACGAGUAUAGAGGAAAUCAUUCCUAUCACGUGAAUGUUACAUGGAUGAGCACCCUUGGAUCACAUGUAUAUGAAUGUCACCCUGGAGACACUGGAAAUUGACAAAACUGCACAGGCGAAUUUAAUCUCUAUCCAAAAUAUUCAUGACACAUUUGACUACAGCGCCGCACCAUUCAGCCGCGUUCACUCAUAACUCGUAAUAUGAGCAGCGGUUUUUUUUAAAGGACCUCUUAAAUAAUGUUCCUGACUUUUUAACAAACACUUUUGGUGAUAGGAAUGAGUAGGUUGAGUCCAGAAGGGAUCAUUGUGUAUUUUUCUCUGACUUUAUUUGACCAAUGACCAAGUCUUCAAUUUUCUGUCUUUACUGUGUACGUUCUCUCUCAGACGUUGACGAAUGCAGCGAGGCUCAUGCCAUGAAAAUGAACGAAUGCCAUCCGAAUGCAUCUUGCAAUAAUACCCAGAGCUCAUACAAAUGUUCUUGCAAUCCUACGUAUAUGGGGAUGGUUUUAAUUGCGAAGAUAAGAUUGGUUUUUUGUAUGCAUGAAGGCGAUGAAAUUUAUAUUUUGUUUCCCAUGUUGAAUGUAGCAGUGUAUUGCUUAGAGUUGACUUUCAUCCGAAAUUCACAUCGAAGAUGUUGACUUUCAUCUGGAAUUCACGUCGAGGACAUUUACAUCGAGGAGGCAUAAAUUUACGCUACUUUGUGCACAAAAAACGAAUCACUUUUUGAUUGUGUUUUAAAUGAUUUAACAACCUUACACGAACUUUUACUUGAUGCAGACAUGACACGACACUCCUUGCAGAACAAAAAAGCCCUUAAGAAUCCCUAACUUUAAAAGGUUCCCUGGUAAUAACAGCAUCUAUGAUUCUUAUUUGACUUACGCAAGCCAAUGGAUGAGUUGCCAGUAAUCGGAUCCUUGUGUUCUCGCAAAGAUUUCUGGGAUCGCCACGGAGCAAACAUUGCGUCUGUUUCGAGGUCCAAAAAGAACCAUUAUGGAGAGAGAUCAUCGCUUUUUCGCCGCUGCGCUAUCAGAAUUGCAUUAGGUUAUGCUGAUACAAGGGAAGCGUUAGUUUUGUUUGAACAACCUCGGGAUAUGAGGUAAAAUCCACCGAUUAAUGUUUCACCAUGCGCAAGGUUUAUCUUGAAAUUGACAUCCUGUACUGGUCUCAAAAUUUAAAAAUAUUAGCUAUAAAUCGCCCAAAAAUAACUCAAUUAAGCCUUUUCAGUUUCUUUUACUUGUGUUAAGUCUACUUCUAGCUUCUAGCUUUUUUCUUGGCUUGGUAAUACAAAAGAGCGCUACAAUAGCUACCUCGAAGCAGCAGGAGAUUGAAAUGGUCAGCUUGGGCAUUAAAUAUUAUCGAGAUGCAUUGAAGUGAUUAAACACCUACACUGCCUCUUUACUAUGGUAAACGAGAACGAAACGGCAUUAAUAAUCGGCGCAAAACUAAACCCUUUCUUCGCCGAGAAUGCGUAGGUACAAAUGGGUCACUUAAGGAGCGAUGCACAAGUGAAUGUAUGCCCACUGCUGGACUUUCAGUAAUUCUCCUUACUGUCUACCAUACAAUUCUUAUGAUGUUAGUUCUAAGAAUUUGGUAUUGAAUCAACUGAUAAUCCUCGAGCUAAUAUUUUUCCUUAUUCUAGUCACUUGUCUGUUUGAUACUGUAAUGAUUUGAUAAGAAGAAAUUUUUUCUUGGUCACUAAUGGGAGUUAGGUGGUUAUGUAAAAAUUCAGUACAUGGUACAAAAUCUCCACUGCCAAAGGGAGACUUGGCAGAUAGGCUUACAGUACAGAACAACGGAUUUGGACUUGGGGGAACCGAGAAAAAAUCUGGUGAGGGGUAUUGCGAAGUAUUUACGUCUAGAACCACAAGACAACAAGAUGAAGGUUUCUUAAGUUAUGUUCGGCAACUUUUUCCCAAUUACAAUUAUUUUUCCUUUUUUUUAUGUUUAUGAUUUUACAGAUAUUGACGAGUGCAAAGGAAAUCGCUCUUGUCACGUGAAUGCUACAUGCGUGAACACCCUUGGAUCACAUGUAUGUCAAUGUCAUGCUGGAUAUACUGGAAAUGGACGAAACUGCACAGGUGAACCUAAUAUCUUCCCUACAAGUACAAUAUUUAGGACAGUCCUGCAUGUAACGUUCAACUACAGCGCUGCACCAUUCAGCCACGUUGCAAGAAAAUUAGAUAAUUUAUUGCUCAUAACUCCUUUUGAUUUAAGCAGCCGUUUCUCAGGUUAAGAACCCCUUCCUGAUUUUUAAAUGAACAAUUUUGGUGACAAAUAUGUUGCUCUGCUUUGAAAUUAACCUUAUCACAAUGAUUGACAGAAUCAUGAAAUUAAAAUCGCUCGUUUGGCUCUGAACCCUGUGCACAGGAUGGAUAUGUAAGUGAUUUUCUAUGGCGCUACGUUUUCGUUGACGCUUAAGACACAUUUGAGAGAAAAAGUUGAAAAUUGUUAUCAUCAAGUUUUAUAAAAGAAUUAAGAUACUACGAGCACCCUGAUUGGUCAAUAAACAAUCGCUGAUUGCACCGAUAAGCCCAUGGAAAAUUGAAGUUUAUGAUAUUAGAGUAACACACCGCUCCUUCCAUCGGUUUACCAGCGUAGUAAACCUUUUUCAGAUGUUGGGAAACCAUUCGAAACAUAAAAAGUAAAUCAAUCGCCUCCAGCUCGGACUUACAAACUUAUCUCGUGUUUAUAGUGUAUUGUGAUGUCCACGUGUGGAAAUGAAUGAUGUAAUACACUUAACAGGACCUACGCAUUUGUAUAUAUAUAGCGUGUACUUAAUUUACUCUGAGAGUUCUUUCGGUUUAGAGUAAGAGUGUACCGGACGUAAAUAAACGGUUUUAACUUAACCACGGUGUAACAAAUUGUUCUCACAAUAUACCAGGUGGGUUAUCUCACCAGUAAACUGAGAGAAACAUCGAUGAAUAUAGAGGGUAAGGUUCUACAGAACUGCGGUGCUGCAUCGGUGGGAGAGUAUAACAGGGUAACUUAUUAUUAUCAACUGAGUUGAUAACGUAAAUUAGCCACCGUAAAGAGUUUUAAAGCGAACGUUCGGAACGUAAGCUUGGAAACUCUUUACGGUGGCCAGUUUACAUUAUCAACUCAGUUGAUAAUUAAAAAAAAAGAGAGAGAGAGAGAGAGAGAGAGAGAGAGAGAGAGAGAGAGAAAGAGAGAGAGAGAGAGAGAGAGAGAGAGAGAGAGAGAGAGAGAGAGAGAGAGAGAGAGAGAGAGAGAGAGAGAGAGAGAGAGAGAGAGAGAGAGAAGAGAGAAGAGGCAAAAAACUCAAAAGAAAUGUCAGGUUGAGUCCUGAAGGGAUAGUGUAUUUUUCUCUGACCUUAUCUAACCCUUUUCGUGGAACUAAAGAAAACCUCUAAGAGGCAGAGAGUAAUUACACACUCCUGAGAAAUAAUUGUGUUACCACCGAAUUCCUCUAGGCUGGCAUCGUUGUGUGGGAGCUGAGGAUCAAAAAUGUUUUAAAACGCAUCUGGUAGCAUCCAGUCGAAGCACAAAGAGGAAACAUAACUCUUUGUGAUGCUAUAGUUUUAUUUUAGUUCCUCUGUGCAUCAUGAUUGUCCAGCGCAAAUUAUUCUUUAGAUUUUACUUAAUGCAUCGUUGUUCAUGUAAAACACAAGUCCUGUCUGCUUGUUGUCGAAUUGAUUGACUGAAAAAACGUCAACAACAACAAAAUAUUAUCUUUGAUACUACAAUCUUUUUGCAAUGUUUAUUAAUUUAAUAGCCGACCCAUGUAAUAAUUAUCAAAACUAGGGUGAUGCCAAUAGAAAGAGCAAUAACGCUACACAGAAAUUUGAUCCAGUGUUUUGUGACGACUUAUUCCCUGCGAGGUGAUACUGUUUUGUGAGAGCGGCAGGAACAAGCCAGUUGUUUCGGAGCCGUUAGCUUGUUAAGUUGAAAUAUUCGUAAGGAAAUAUACGUUUCAAAUAUCUAAUUCGUAAAACACGAAAAAGAGGAAAAUUUGUUUUAUUCUUUAUAAUUAUCAAACUAAUUACACCAUUGAAAGUCCGCCCAUUUUGAAGCGACAAACAUGAUAAAGUGCAAAUAUAUAUAUGGUUUCUCAGAUAUUGACGAAUGUACAGGAAAUCACUCUUGUCACGUGAAUGCUUCCUGCACGAACACCAACGGAUCCUAUCUUUGUGAAUGCCAGCCUGGAUUUAAUGGAAAUGGUCAAAACUGCAAAGGUGAAUUUAAUCUCUUUGCUAUAUAUUUAGAAUAUUCCUAGUGAAUCUAACCUGCAGAUACUGAGGUGGCCACAGUCGGCCAUAUUAUUAGUUUGUCAUUUGUAAACGAUACUGGUUGUGCCUUAAGUCUGCCUAGAGCUGUCCUUUACUGCGCGUUCUGAAAGAGAAGGAGCGCAAAUUCGAAUUAAGCUGAACUCAUUUGGAUCUCCGUUAUCACUAUUUUAGCCUCUUGGAGUGAUGAUAUCCUACACAUGUACUACUUGACUCUUAAUUAAUGCAUACUCAUUUUUCUUGUGAAGAACAAUUUUCAUCGCUUUUUGGCAAGCUGCCAGAAUAAUAAGACGUUGGAAAAAAUCUUGAACCGUGGACUUCAAUAACCCAAGUCCUAUUGCAAUUUUCAUUUCACUUUGUAGCCGAUCCUUGCUAUCAUUAUAAAAACCUGACUGAUGCCAAUAGAAAGAUAACUUACGUAACACCUCACGGUUCAGAGUUGUGUGACAAACAACUCCCUGAGGGAUGGUAUCGUUUUGUGGGAGCUGCGGGAACAAAAAUGCCAACAACACGUGUGCCAGCAUACAGAUGUGGUACACACUGGUCAGGCUGGUUGGAUGGUGCUCCUCCUACAGUGGAAGAUGGUGAAGUUCGCAAGGUGGUCUGCUUUAGUGAUCGCUCUACUGGUUGCAGACACUCAGUGCUUAGCUUUGUAAAAAACUGUUCAUCCUACUUCAUCUACAAACUUUACCCAACAUCUUCUUGUGCCUCACGCUACUGUGGUACAGACUGAAUAUGAAGCAAAUAGACUUGGCGAAGUAAAAGGAUUCAUAAAUCGAACCGUAGGUACAUGUGUAUAGGGUUUUUAACAUGUGACGUGAUUAACUUUUUUCUCUAUCGUAAACAAUAUCAGCAGAUUUUAACUUUGGUGGCAAACAGGUAUUUAUUUCAUUAGAAUGAUAAUUCUCAUCAGACAUAGCCUGUCAUCAAAGAGAGUUGCGCGAAGGAUAUUCAUAGUAAAUUAAAAAUCUGCAAGACGCAAACUCCCAAGCUUCUGGUUUUCGAGCCUUUCAUUUAUUUAUUUUUUUCCCUUUUCAUCCUUCUAUGGCUGUAAAUAUUAACCGUGGUUUAUUUUAGCAUAAGUCAAUGGAAUACAAGCAGGCACUAUCUUAGUUAUAGGCGUAGCAAAAAAUACGUGAUGGUAGUCGAAAUUUGAUGUCCUAUGAAAUUACGCAAAGUUAACGUAAUAAUUGUGACUCAGUGUUUUGAAACGUAGAACGAAUUUCCGGACACACAGUAAGCAAAAUUCAAUGGUUUAGGCUGUCGUAACCGUGUGUCAAAUGCGUCCGAAUCGACCAGAAGUCAUUCGAACUGGUUCGCUCACAUCUCAGACUGAUUUUGAAUCUAAGUUCAAGAUCUAUACGAAAUGGUUUCAAAGUGUCCCUUUACAGCUUAUUUAACUAGGCACGGGCACUUCAUUCAUUCAAGGGAAAAUUUGGUAAAAUAAUUUUCGAAGCAAUUUGUAUAGGUAAUCACGCGUUUCGAGUGCAAUUUGGGAUAAAUCAGAACGGGAAAUUUUCAAAGACUAACAAAUUGCGUGAGCCCGUAAGGCAAGUCAUGUGUAUAAUUAAGUUUAAAAACUGCGUAUGGCUUUUAAAAGUUGACCAGUUUUUCUAAGGUUAAUAUUUGCCUUCAACAUGAACAGGGAAAAAGAAAAGUAUUCAGAGAUGUCUUGUGCUAAAAAUAAGUACUUACAGUAGCAAAGGUAAACACAAGUUGUAAACAACUUUUCUACAUGUGCACUAUUCGAGUACAUUACCAACAAUUUUUCACAGGAAUGUUAGAUUUGAAAUCAAAAUCACAGUUAUCACUGAAAUUUUCCUUUUUUAUCCAUCAAGAAUAUGCAAAGAAUCCUAUGAAAAAUAAUAAGCGCAGGAAAGAAACCCACCCGCCGCCCACCCCAAAGGCCACUGCCUGAUAUUUCAAUAUUCUAAGACUAGUCUUCCAAUCAUUUGAUUAUCAUUUGUCUCUAAUUUACAAGAAGAGACCUGAACACAAAGCAAAUGGGGCAAAGCAUGGCGAGUUUAUUAACAACGUAUCAAAAUACUAGAAUAAUAGAAAAAUCUCUGGUGGUCUUUCCUCGAUUAAGCGAUAUGAGCUGAGUAACUUUGUGGCUCAGCUUCUUGAGUGUUGUAGAUAGAAGGGCAUAGUGUAUGUAGUCUCAUUAUUUAACAAAAACUGUGUAUCUCUUUGUAAAUACAUUUACCUCACACGGACUAUUUUCAGCUGAGUUUCAUGAAACGAACACGAGAGUAGUCCAGUCCAGUGAAAUCCAUGGGCCAGAGUAGGUUCUCGGUACCACUCAUCUGAUGAAAGGUUAUGUGAAAGACUCCUCAAAUUCACUUCAUAGUAAUCGCGAAAGAGUAGCUUUCCCUUUUUUUGACUAGACUUAAGUCAAUAGCCAGGAAAAAAUUACGAAAUGGAAUGGAAAUGAUCGGGAAAAUGCAUGAAACCAGAACCCAGUGAAGUAAAAGCGGAUCAAUCAAUCAAAACUGGUUUUAACUUUACAUCACAACGAUUCAGUGACAAAUGGAGAAAUUUAUUGGAUAAGAUAAAAUAAGGUAAUUGUUUUUAAAACUGUCACAAUUAACAUAAUCGUGAACAUUUUUCUUGAUUAAAUUGCAAGUAAAUUUCAGAAGUAAUUUUAUAAUUCAAUUGUCAAAUAUUAUUAAGUGCACAGUAAUAAAAAAAAGCUUGUACCAAAAGGCA